CUCCCUACAGUACAGUAUGAGUAGUCGGACUGACUACACAACAAUGUAUACAUUUAGUUGUGUAUCGCAUUCAUGAGAGUCCAUAAUUCAUUCAAUCUGUUUCCGCUAUCGUAGAUGUCACAGCAUGAAGUGAGAGCAUAGCUCAUUCACACAGAGUUUGUGUCUAUAAAAAAGAAAGAGCUGUGAUUUGUCGAGACCAAACUGUACUCAUACUGUCGAUUGUGCUUUCGAUAAAUUCGCUAUGGAUGGCCGGCCGACUUGAGGGAUGUCACAAACCGUGACUGACCAAUGACGACGUUGUUUUAGAUCAGGUUGUGACUCAUAAACUGGAUCGUGGUCAUUCUCUAUAUUUAUGACCGGUCGUGUGUCAUCAGUCGAUUUGCCACAUAACUUCUCUUACCGAGUCGACAUAAACACAUAUUUAUUAAAAGUCUUUCAAGAGAUCGGUCAGUCAUGGAUUCAGACAACUCGCGUCUCUGCAGCAAACAUCUCUCACCAAAGAACCUGAAGGCCACUCGAUGCCCGACUGAUGACCUCUCUAUCACCAACUGCGUGGUCAUCAACCAGGCCGACUUCAAUGCUGACAACAAGGAACAGAAAUUUGUCUCAGUGAACACUGGUGUGCGUGAUUUUUAUUUCUGCAUCAAGAAUCACAAUGCUGUCCCUCAGGGACAAAUUGGCUUCAACCUUCCCCAGCGGAAAUGGUCAGGCAUUUCCCUUGGUGCGAUAUGUGGGGUCCAGGCUGUCACCUUCGACCGUAAAAAACAAACAAUUGCUCUCAUGUCGCUGGAGGCGGACUUUUUCAAUAAAAAGGCCACGACGACCGAGGCUUACGACACUGACCUUAUGAAGCUCGAGUUCACUAUGCAGUUCCCCGACCAGGUGUUCAGUGUUGGUCAGCCGCUGGUCUUCAAGUUUAUGGAGAAGAAAAUGAUAAGUUUGGUUGUAAGAGAAAUUGAAGUUGCUGACUUUAACAAUCCCGGCAAGGAGAAGAAGGCAGACCGUGGAGUUCUCACUGGCAACACGCUCAUCAUAUUUGAGAAGGCAGAGAACUCGUCCAUCAACCUGACAGGGAAGGCCAAGGGUAAAUCAGCACAGCACACGAUUAUCAACCCCGACUGGGACUUCAAUAAGAUGGGCAUCGGUGGUCUUGACAAUGAGUUCUCAGCCAUCUUCAGACGAGCAUUCGCAUCGCGAGUUUUCCCACCAGAGAUCAUUGAGCAUUUAGGUAUGAAACACGUGCGAGGCAUCCUGCUGUUCGGUCCACCUGGAACAGGGAAAACAUUGAUGGCCAGACAGAUCGGCCAAAUGUUACAAGCCAGAGAGCCUAAGAUCGUCAACGGGCCGCAGAUUCUCGACAAGUAUGUUGGUGAGUCGGAGGCGAAUGUUCGCAAGUUAUUCGCUGAUGCAGAAGAGGAAGAAAAAAGGUGUGGCCCACAGAGUGGACUUCACAUCAUCAUCUUUGAUGAGAUCGAUGCAAUAUGCAAGGCUAGAGGAUCUGUGUCUGGGAACACUGGUGUUCACGACACUGUGGUGAACCAACUGCUUGCCAAGAUUGACGGUGUGGAGCAGCUGAAUAACAUACUUGUUAUAGGAAUGACCAACAGGAAAGACAUGAUAGAUGAAGCAUUACUGCGACCAGGUCGUCUUGAGGUUCAGAUGGAGAUCAGCCUACCAGAUGAACACGGCCGUGUCCAGAUCAUUAACAUCCACACGGCCAGGAUGAAGGACCACAACAAACUCGCGCCUGAUGUCAACAUUGCACAACUCGCCGCUCACACCAAGAACUUCAGCGGGGCAGAGAUUGAAGGUCUUGUCCGAGCUGCAACAUCAACAGCUAUGAAUCGAUUAAUCAAGGCCUCGUCUAAGGUGGAGGUUGACCCUGAAGCUGUGGAGAAACUCCAAGUGACCAUGGACGACUUCAAGAGUGCUCUUGAGAACGAUAUCAAACCAGCAUUUGGUGUGAGCAGCGAGCAGUUUGACAGUUUCCUCAAGAACGGCAUCAUCAGUUGGUCGUCAAACAUCACGAAGAUCCUGGAGGAUGGCAAACUGCUGGUCGAACAGACACAGAACAGUGUGCUGACUCCACUGGUCACUGUACUGCUGGAAGGCCCACCUAACAGUGGGAAGACCGCUCUAGCUGCGAGAAUAGCCAAAGAUUCAAACUUCCCGUUCAUCAAAGUGUGCACACCGGAGAAUAUGAUUGGUUACCAUGAGGCGGCAAAAUGUGCAGCUAUCAAAAAGAUAUUUGAUGAUGCCCACAAGUCAGCCCUGAGCUGUGUAAUAAUCGACGAUAUUGAAAGAUUAAUAGACUAUGCUCCGAUCGGACCAAGAUUCUCCAACCUUGUCUUACAAGCCUUGCUGGUGUUAAUGAAAAAGCUACCUCCUCAUAACCACAAGUUAUUAAUCAUCGUCACGUCGAGUAAACUGAGUGUUCUCCGUGAGCUUGGUCUCUAUGCAGUAUUCGGUGCCAGGAUCCAUGUCCCCGUCUUGACGGAGGUCUCACAUCUGACGGCCGCGUUUGAAGAACUCGGGCAAUUCGACGACAAGGAGACAUCAGAGGUAGCAACACGCCUGAAAACUGAUAAGUUGUGGAUAGGAAUCAAAAAGUUACUUGUUCUUGUCGAAAUGGCUCUGCAGGUGGAUCAGAAAUUCCGCGUGAAAAAGUUCAUAUCGCUGCUGGAGGAACAAGACUGCUUAGGAUCACCGGACUAUGACUAAUGAAACAUCAUCCACUGGUAGAUGUGGCAAGCUGGGAUGCCCUGACACUCUUGUUGCAGCAUAGCAUUGUUUUCAACGAAAAGUGCAUCAGACCCUGUUGUGAUGUUGUAAUUAUAACUGCUUGGGUUCAGACAUUAUUUUGAAAAAGACAGAUGUGUUUUAUGAUAGAAACUGUGAGCUGUUGUAAUUGGUCGUCUCAUGAAAGACCGCUUGGAUGGAGUCGUGGUAUCACCUGCUCCCUGACGUGGCAUCUCGGUCAUGGCUGCAGCGCCAUCUUUAUGGUGUUUGGUGAGACAACCAAUACCUCAAUUUCGGUAUCAGUUCGUUUAGUCAAGUAUCAAGGCUGGGCACAUUUACCUGUGGUUUAAUGUGUUAAAAUGUGCUAAUAUCAACAGAGUUAUUCAUCUGAUACAUUCCCAACUGAAUUCUAAAUGAUCGCAUGUGACGGUUUGUGUCGUCUGGUUAGGUGAAGUGAAAUAUGAGCAUCACACUCGUCCACGUUUCAAGUGAUUUCUGAUGAACACUCCUUUCAGAUGAGAAUGGACACCUCCAGACUUUCAAUGGAGAAUCGGGUUUAAGGGUGAGACUUCUCGUGUCGUGCACGUUUGUGGUAAGCGGUCUUUAUCACAAUUCACACUUUAAAAAGCCGUGCUGAUGACUCGUCUCUGUUCCCUAUUGAAUUACAUCAUGUCUUGACCCAAAUCUGUGCUCUAGCUUGACAUCAAGUGGCUUUCUCUUCUAUAAACAUCUAUAAAUGCAGCGUGGAUGUGUUUUGCAGACCACACUUUGUCUUGACUGUGUUCACAUUGACAUUCUGUGGUGAAUUCACCUUGAAAUGAAGGUUGACAUAACCAGCACAGGUAAAGACAACGUCAGCCUUCAAACAUCAUACAUUCUUGCACCAAGUUUACAAUGUAUUAUUUUAUUACUUUAUGUGUACAUGUAUAUGUAGAUGUGUAAAAAUAUAAAUAAAUAGAGUAGCAAUUAGGAUGGGUAAAAUGUAAUGACACGUUAACGAGAAGAUCUUGGUCAUGUAACACAUGGUGUAAAUUUUCAUUAUUUAUUGUCAGGUAUGAAAUGUACAAUGUUAUGUAGUUGUGUGCAUUUCUUGAAACACUGCUGUUGUAUAGUGAUACAAGUGUAGCUUGUGAUUGUAAUACUGUGUCCACAGAGGGGGUCAACUCGGUUGAUGUAACGUCCUCAGCAUUUAUUUCCUAGAAUAGACAGGCUUUGAGAAAUAGACCCAUUCUUCGUCCUCCAUUUGAUCCGACAGGAUCUUUCGAAGAACUGAGGUGGGAUCUUAUUCAAACCAUUUCUCUGAAUUAGGACACCAUGAGUGAUAGCAUUGUAGUGAUUAGAAACUCACUCUGCAGCGUGUAAUUGUGUAUUGAUUUGUCUCCAGAUAUCCUAGAACAUGCGAGAAGCCUUGAGCCAUCAGCCUCGCAACCAUUCUGGAGUACCAGGAAGUAACUAGUCAAUGCUCCAACUCAUUUGUAAAGUAGAUUGUUAGUCACUGUGUGUUUUUACAAAGUUCUACGUGUAUCAUGACAUCAAAGUUGUUAGCUGUUCGUGACUGGAAGGUAGCCAAACUCAGGAAUAGUCAACGAUAACUUUGAAGUGAGUUUCAAGACCGGUUGAGACCAAAGCUUGCAGCUUGUUGGAUGGCAGUAUCUGUGGAGCAUCGAGAUACGUAUUGCUAAAGUGCAUUUGAAAUCAGUGUAAUGUGAUGUCAAAGACUGCAAGUCGGUUUGACCUGUAGCUUCAAGUAUGCAAAUCCGUUGCUGUACUUUAGGACUUGUAUUUCUUCAGAGUUGACAGUCAUCAGAAUAAAUAAGGUCAGAUUAAUGAA
Lineus longissimus is the source of this 4570-nucleotide messenger RNA. RefSeq names its product vesicle-fusing ATPase-like. Gene Ontology annotation, molecular function: ATP binding; ATP hydrolysis activity. Lineage: Eukaryota; Metazoa; Nemertea; Pilidiophora; Heteronemertea; Lineidae. Gene Ontology annotation, biological process: Golgi to plasma membrane protein transport; intra-Golgi vesicle-mediated transport; SNARE complex disassembly. Gene Ontology annotation, cellular component: Golgi stack. Bases 454 to 2721 code for a protein of 755 amino acids. The record is from RefSeq and is a predicted model, not a curated record. The transcript is spliced from 19 exons.